GCUCACCUGUCCUGACAAUAUAAAACAGGUCAGAACCCUCUCGCUUGUCUGCUCAGUUCAUCCCUAGAAGCAGCUCCUCCAGGAACAGAGGCGCCAUGCAGCCCCGGGUGCUCCUUGUUGUGACCCUCUUGGCACUCCUGGCCUCUGCCCGAGCGACUGAAGCCGAGGAUGCCUCCCUCCUCAGCUUCAUGCAGGGCUACAUGGACCGCGCCACCAGGACCGCCCAGGAUGCACUGACCAAAGUGCAGGACUCUGAGAUGGCCCAGCGGGCCAGGGGCUGGAUGAACGGUGGCAUUAACUCUUUGAAAGACUACUGGAGCUCAUUUACAGACAAGUUCUCCGGGUUCUGGGAGUCCACCCCCGACGCCAGCCCGACUCCGUCCUUUGAGGCCUUCUGAGAUCUCCUGCUCCAUGCCCGCCUCUUCAUCCAUCCUGCCAGUUCCCUGGGUUCUGCAGCCUCCUGGGCUGCCCCUGAAGGUUGCUUUAAAGGGGUARUAUUCUCCCACCCCCUGGCCCCACSCAGGCAUGCCACCUCCCAAUAAAGUUGAACUAGACGCU
This is a messenger RNA of Urocitellus parryii (Arctic ground squirrel), 558 nucleotides long. RefSeq names its product apolipoprotein C3 (gene Apoc3). Gene Ontology annotation, cellular component: extracellular region; very-low-density lipoprotein particle; chylomicron. The record is from RefSeq and is a predicted model, not a curated record. Gene Ontology annotation, biological process: lipoprotein metabolic process; negative regulation of low-density lipoprotein particle clearance; cholesterol homeostasis. Gene Ontology annotation, molecular function: high-density lipoprotein particle receptor binding; lipase inhibitor activity; phospholipid binding. Lineage: Eukaryota; Metazoa; Chordata; Mammalia; Rodentia; Sciuridae.